UACUAACUCUGAUGAGACCCGUGGAACCUCUAGUACCAACCAGUCUUGAGAGAUUGCCUUUUUGCCUGAGAGAGCGAGAGGGGGAGAGGAUAAGCGCGAGAGGGGAGCGUGUGAUAGAGAGAGACGGAGAGGAAACGAGAAGCCUCCAUGUUUCAGCUGCCUAUCUUAAAUUUUAGCCCCCAGCAGGUUGCGGGGGUUUGCGAGACCCUGGAAGAGAGCGGGGACAUUGAGCGCCUAGGUCGCUUCCUCUGGUCUCUGCCGGUUGCCCCGGCAGCCUGCGAAGUCCUCAACAAGAAUGAGUCGGUGCUUAGGGCGCGGGCAAUCGUGGCCUACCACACCGGGAAUUUCCGAGAACUUUACCACAUCCUGGAGAACCACAAGUUCACCAAAGAGUCUCACACUAAACUACAGGCCCUGUGGCUGGAGGCGCAUUACCAAGAGGCAGAGAAGCUGCGGGGCCGCCCGCUAGGGCCUGUGGACAAAUACAGGGUGCGGAAGAAGUUCCCUCUGCCCAGAACGAUAUGGGACGGAGAGCAAAAGACCCACUGCUUCAAGGAGAGAACCCGACAUUUGCUACGCGAAUGGUACUUGCAGGACCCUUACCCGAACCCGAGCAAAAAGAGGGAGCUCGCACAGGCUACUGGACUUACUCCCACACAAGUCGGAAACUGGUUCAAAAAUCGUAGACAAAGGGAUAGAGCGGCGGCUGCGAAAAAUAGGCUACAGCAAGGGUUGUCCCAAGGCUCGGUUCGGUCUUUGGCUGAUGAUGAUGGAACCGUCGAUCGACUCGGUCCCGCCUCCAGCCCCGAGGCAAGUUUGUCGAGCAAAGCCGCCACCUCGGCUAUCUCUAUCACUUCCAGCGACAGCGAAUGUGACAUCUAAUGGCGCACAAAGCAGUCGAGAGGAGGAAGAGGAAAAAUUGACAGUAUAUAAAUGAAGGAGAUCCUGAAAAACAAUCUAACAUAAAAACAGUCAUAGUGCCUACGUUUGAAUUGAAAGAAACUGUUCUUCUUUGAUGACUGCCAAAACAUGAGGGUUCUAACGGAAUGCCCUGUCUUAAAGCUAUAGGCUACUUUCAUUUUUUUUCCGUUUUCCACUAUGGAUGACUGAAGCUAAUGCAAGCUGAAAGAAAAUGUAAAGAAAAAACAUAUUCAUAUUCACGAUCCCUUUUUAGGGAUGACUAAUAAACCAAUGCCUCAAGUUGAAACUCUAAAUAAAUCAAAAAUAAGGAAAAAAAGGAGAAGAGAUUCGAGCGCCGAACCUGCUAUUUUCUGUGGGUAUUUCAUGUUGAAAAGACGCUGUAAUAUUUUUACUUUACUUUUAAAGUUGUAUAAAUAAUGUUUAUUUACUUAUUUAAAUGAUAGGCGCUAUUAUAAUUUGAUAUUUUUUUGCUUGGUGUUUUUAUGUUUACCUUGUCCACAGGUGAACCCGUUGAGCAUGUGCGCUUUAGUGAACAUGUGUUUCAGUAAAAAAGACAAAAAAAGUAGCCUAAAGAAACUUAAUAAAAUUAUUGUUGAUCAAAAGAACAAAACAUCAGUAUUUUUAUUCACAGAUAUUGAGAAUGGUGUUUGCAGAUAUCGUAUUACCCGAUUAUUAGCCUACUUGAUAUUAUUAUCGAGUAACGCCUAAUUUGGCAUGAUACGUGAGAUUAUAUUUUAGUGGUUUGGGACGAUAUUUAGAAUAUGAUAUAUGUGUGAGAUAAUAUUUCAAAUAUCGUCCUAUGACAGGUGUGGUGCAUCCUACUAUAUUAUGUUGUGCCUCUGCUUUGGCCUGAUGGAGUGGUCUAUAUAUCUGAGAAUUUAGACAUGUCAAUAAGUAGGCUGCUUGACUACCAAAUAUCUUGAUAUGUGUGUGGACUCUGAGUGAGAAAAUGAGUUUUAUUCUUUAUAAUGCCACACUUAAUAGUGCCCUGACAGGUCCUCGACGUAAUUUGCCAACAUGCCUCGCGUCAUGUAAUGUGGCAUGACAGCGAGAGGUCAGAGAAAGGCCGUCAAACAAAACGGGAUGAUCUCAGAGUCCCGGAGUAAAAACAAAUAGCUUUACACAACACCAGAAUAUGAAAUGUGCUCUGGCUGACUGAUGAGCAGUAGCCUAUAAAAAUAGGUAUUGGCCAUUUUAUUAUUAUAAAUCAAAGAUCAUUUAAAAACCUAUGACAUUUCAUUUAGGUAUCUAUAGUCAUCGAUUUCUGGGUGAUAAGCUAAAACAUUUCUUAGAAUUGAAUCUGCAUGAAGAGUGACAGGUUCGACGGUUGAUCUGAACCAUAUUUCCUUUUAUCGUAUAAUUAAUGUUAGCUAGCCUAAUGUCUGCCACGACUAGGCCUAUGGCGAUGUUCUUAUGAGAGUCUGCAAGGUUGAUAGCUUACAACAUAUUUCAUGUUUCAGGUAUUUGAGUAAAGUCUGUUAUUUAUAUUUGGUCAUUAAUGGUUGAGUUAAACACGUAACGUGUUUAGGGGGUAUAGGCAGAAAUGCUUGAAGCAGACCAUGUUACGGUAGGCUAAAAAACACAAUGGCUGUGAUACAUGUGGUUGUUUGAUGUUAUGAUCAGACGUGAUGCAGUUAUUAUUUUGUGAUAGUGUUUGACCUAACCGUCUAUAGAUAGGCCCUUAGUAAUUGUGUUAUUGUUGUUUUUUUGCAUUACGGUUUAGGCUAGUAUUUAAUUUUUUAACCACUAGCACACAUCCCUGCCUAUGAUGAAUAUAUGCCAAAUAAUGUUCUAUUGGAACGUGAAGACGAGGGUAAACCGUGCAUACACCUGAGGUUAAACUGUAUGUUCCCUCUUUAUACGGGCUAGCAGGAUGUCAGCCCAAAUGAGCAACGAAAAUUAGAAGUAGGCUAGUGUUUUUUCAAUGGCUCCAGAGUUCUGGUUUUCGACAAACACCUGGGUUUUCAUCCAAUUUGCAAUUAAUUACAGUAGCCAGUGAAAGAGACCAGAUGUAUUCCUCGAAACGUCUUUCAGCUGGAACAACACAUAAAUGCAGUGUUUCGGGUUUUGGAUAAAAAGAGAGAGGAAGCAAGUGAGGGGAAGAAAGGGGGGGCCUUGAGUUUCUUUCAAAUCAUGGGGACAAAAUGGCUGAAUAUUUCCGUUUCUAUUGAAAAUCAAGGCAACUAGGGGACACACAUGAAAAACUAUUUUUAGCAGUGAAUAAAGUUGUCCGCGGUAAUCAGCACUAAUGAUGCGGUCUACGGUCCCCGAGCAAAUAAAGGGGCGCUCCCAAUGUUUUGUGAGGGGAAGCAAUACGAGUUUGUACCUUUUCAAAGAAUUAACUGCUGUCAUGGUAUAGUCUGCCAGCCUGGGUACGGAAGUCAGCAUUUUUGUUUAGCGUGUGUGUUCUGGGGCAGCUGCUGCAAUGUGAAUUCGCAAGUAGGACGAUUAAAAGGAUUUAGCCUAAUUAUCAAUUUAUUGACUAUUUUCUGACUGUCUUGUACGUUUGCAUCAGUCAGAACACGUUAAUUGUGCUCCAAUAAACAUGACGAACAUUUUGAAUAAUGAAGAAAAUAUGAUAUAAUAUGUUGGAUAUGUAACCACUGAAUCGAGCGAAAUUCAUUGACUAUUUUUCCUUAGACCUUCAGCACUUGUAUAUAUUGGUAACAUGGUAUCUUCUUGAUUUUUGUGUCGUUUGUAAUCUAUAUAUAAAAAUGAAAGCAGAUGGGACCCCAAUUUCAAUGUUUGUGUCAACCAUAGUUUGAAGGAAGGUUCUCUUUCUCUUGAACUCCAAUCCCUCUAUACUGUUGAGUCUUUAUGAUCGAAUCUGUCAUAGCAGUUCAGCAGUGAUACACAACGUGGUGCUAGCUCGUGUCAGCACUAACAGUAGGCUAUGGCUACGUGGGCUAUUUCUCCUGCAGCAGUUACAUGAUAUUAUCUGGCUAUUUACCACAUUAGUCUGUAUUUCUACAUGCUUGUCUUGAACUGAUUCGUAAUGAUCACUAAUCAAUGUUAGUUUAUCACAGGGUUAUUUUAUGCAUAUUCCUUCCAACGGUGAUAGUAGUCUCUACAAUUUCUAUUUUGAUUGGUUUAAUCUCUGACAUAUUUUUCUCCACUCUGCCUCUUGAUGUUUAUAUUAAAUCCCCUGGUUUUAGGCGUAUUUUUUAUUUAACAGGCUCUGCUAUAGCCUAGGUAUGGUCCUGUGAAAAACAUAUUCAAAUAUAUGUAUUAUUAUUAUUAUUAUAAUUAGUAGGCCUACUGUUAUUAUUAUAUUAUUAUCACCUGUAGUAGGCCCUUUUCGUAAAACGGACUUAAUAGCCUAACUUGCCAUAGAGUAGACCAUUCACCUCUUGCCUGAGUUUUUCCUGUUUUCCCUACAGCGGAUGAGGUCAUUAAAUUACGUAGAAACAUAAGUGCA
This is a messenger RNA of Oncorhynchus keta (chum salmon), 4339 nucleotides long. It is a transcript of the gene six6a, whose product is annotated as SIX homeobox 6a. Gene Ontology annotation, biological process: eye development; regulation of transcription by RNA polymerase II. Gene Ontology annotation, cellular component: transcription regulator complex; nucleus. The transcript has 3 exons. NCBI's taxonomy places the organism in Eukaryota, Metazoa, Chordata, Actinopteri, Salmoniformes, Salmonidae. The record is from RefSeq and is a predicted model, not a curated record. Gene Ontology annotation, molecular function: DNA-binding transcription factor activity, RNA polymerase II-specific; RNA polymerase II cis-regulatory region sequence-specific DNA binding. The coding region runs from base 148 to 882 and encodes 244 amino acids.